Molecule: messenger RNA, 1527 nt
Organism: Cercospora beticola
Lineage: Eukaryota; Fungi; Ascomycota; Dothideomycetes; Mycosphaerellales; Mycosphaerellaceae
Biological process (GO): transmembrane transport
Cellular component (GO): plasma membrane
Molecular function (GO): transmembrane transporter activity
Source: RefSeq, a predicted model, not a curated record
AUGAAGGACGCAAAGAGCAGCCGGCUCAUGGACCAGGAGCAAUAUGUUGAUCUCGUCCCAGGUACCGAGUUGAUGAUAGAUGGCGACUCAGAUCUGCUAGUCCCACAGCCUUCAGACGAUCCUCACGAUCCCCUGAACUGGAAAGGAUCUUGGAAAGCCAUGUGUAUCGCAACCAGCACAGUGAUCUCAAUCACUCAAGGCUUUGGUCCUCUGGCUCUGGCUCCCAUGUUUGGUGAAUAUGUGAAAGCGUUCGACUCGAACCUUCACGAUGUUGUGAAGUUCACUGGCGUGUGUAUCCUGGUCCUUGGAUUUAGCAACUUCAUCUGGGUUCCGAUUAGCACGACUUUCGGUCGACGGCCAGUGCUGAUUUUCUCAACGAUCAUUUGCCUGAUUUCAUCGAUAUGGCGUGGCCAAGCAGCUUCGUACAAUUCCUUCAUGGGCGCAUGUGUCCUGAACGGUAUUGGAGCCGGCCCUGCCGAGUCUAUCCAGCCUGCUGUUAUCGCUGACAUCUUUUUUCUCCGCGACCGAGGCUUCUGGAACACCUUGUACUGGGUGGCAUAUAUGGGUGUCAUGUUUCCCGAGACCAAGUGGCAUCGCCAAAAUCCCUUGGAGUGUCGCACUUCAUCACCUGCAUCCAUGCAGAGCGAUAGCAAGACUGCAAGUAGUGCUGAUGCGAUCGAGGACUCGGAAAAGGAGACUGGACAAAUCGACUGCACUGCCAUUCGAAGCGCCUCAGAGCCAGCAGCGACAGCGUGCCGUUAUCCUUCGCUUGGCAAAGGAGCGCCUAGCUCAUCUCAAUGGGGCAUUUAUACUCCCACCGCCAAUCCAUGGAAAAGUGUCUUGCUCGAUGUCUGGAUCCCAUGGAAGCUGUUCGCCUUUCCAAUCGUGGAGUUCGCGUCGUUCGUCGUUUCUUGGUCUUGCAGUUUCUACUUGACGCUCAACCUUACGCAAGCACAGAAUUUUGCAGCGCCGCCAUACAACAUGAGCUCGCAGACCAUCGGAUUCUUCAACUUCGCAAUUGUAGUGGGCGCGAUGAUAGGGCUUGCAACAGCGGGUCCGCUCAGUGACUGGGUCAGCGCGCGAUCCACGAAGAGAAAUGGCGGAAUCCGUGAACCGGAGAUGCGGUUGCCGGCGAUGAUACCUUACGUGUUGAUCAUGAUCUUGGGCAACUUCAUCGUCGCCUUCGGCUAUGAUCGGAAAUGGUCAUGGGAGAUCAUCGUCCUCAUCGGGUACACCUGCGCUGGCAUUCAGGUGGCAGCCCUGCCAGCGAUUGUUACGACAUAUGCUGUCGACUCCUACAAACCUGUCGCUGGCUCAAUCAUGGUCUCGAUUACGGUCAACAAGAAUGUCUGGGGAUAUGGUUUCGCGGAGUUUAUUACGCCGUGGGUGAUCAGAUCUGGGUUUGUGCCUCCGAUUAUGACGAACAUGUCCUUAAUCACGCUGUGGUGCUUGUUCGGGUUUGUCUUCUUCUUUCAUGGGAAGAGGUGUAGGACUUGGAGCAAGAAUAGCUCGGUGCAUAGGAUCUGA